ACGGGGCGUAAAAAGACUAAUAUGACUAACGGAUCCUGGAUGCGUGCUACCUUCGUUUGGAUCUACAGGAAUGUAGGCUCUAGCAGUUCUGCAGCUCUGCCAGCCUCUUGCCUGACACUGGAACUGCUGCUCACAAAGUAGAAUCCUGCAGCUCUUUGGUAGGAAGGAUAGAGAAAGAACAUGGCCUGCAUUUUGAAGAGAAAGUCCGUUGUUGCCGUGAGUUUCAUUGCAGCAUUCCUCUGUCUGAUCAUCGUUCGUCUCACAAAUGAAGUAACUUUCCCUUUGAUCCUAAACUGCUUUGGACAAACCAGAGUCAAGUGGAUCCCAUUUUCUAAUGGCCAAAGGCAGCCUCUGAAAACUCAUUAUGGAUAUAUAAAUGUAAAAACACAAGAGCCUCUACAACUUGACUGUGACCUCUGUGCCAUUGUUUCAAACUCGGGGCAGAUGGCUGGCCAGAGGGUGGGCACUGAGAUAGACAAGUCCUCCUGCAUAUGGAGGAUGAACAAUGCUCCCACCAAGGGCUAUGAGGAAGAUGUUGGGAGGAGGACAACCAUAAGAGUGGUCUCUCACACAAGUGUGCCUCUCCUGCUCAAGAAUCCCGAGUACUUUUUCAAAGAAACCAACAACACCGUUUAUGUGAUCUGGGGUCCUUUUCGAAACAUGAGGAGGGAUGGGAAUGGCAUUGUGUACAACAUGCUGAAGAAAACUGUUGACAGCUACCCAACUGCCAAAAUCUACGUGACAACGGAGAAGCGCAUGAGUUACUGCGAUGCGGUGUUUAAGAGGGAGACGGGAAAGGACCGAGUCCAGUCAGGCUCAUAUCUCAGCACGGGUUGGUUCACCUUAAUUUUGGCUAUGGAUGCCUGCUAUGGAAUUCAUGUCUAUGGGAUGAUAAAUGACACCUACUGCAAGUCAGAAGGCUUUCGCAAAGUUCCCUACCACUAUUACGAGCCAGGAAGAGAUGAGUGUGAGGAAUACUUUCUCCAUGAAAAUGCUCCAUAUGGAGGCCACAGGUUUAUCACAGAAAAGAAAGUAUUUGCUAAGUGGGCCAAGAAGCACACAAUAAUAUUCACACAUCCCAACUGGACAGUGUCUUGAUACUGGUUUACUUAACUCUCUCUUGACAGCAUAUUACAAAAAUGUCUCAGUUUACAAUAGUUUUGCUUACAUCUGGCUGGGCUUUCUCAGCCUAGGUAACACUAAACUAAAACCCAGAAGACAAAGAUGGUGGUCGUUCAGCUGUUAAGCAAAAUUAAUCAUCUGUGGAAGGCAGACACAUUGUUUGUUAUUUCUUAGGGUUUUAAUCCACACUAUGCACUUUAUACUUUAACUGGAUUUUACUUCAAGACAGGAGGAGUUAACACAGAUCUUCUGUAUAUACAAGUGCACACAGAGAGCAUGGUGGUCCUUUGAAAAUUGUCCAUCAUCUCAGACAUUUAAAAUUAUUAUUUGCAGCUCAUUUGCUGCACUGAAGCACUAGUUCCAUUUGUGGUAUCAGUAGAAAUUUUCACAAGAGAAAUGUGAGGAAAAAUACAGACCUCCAAGGUCCAGGAGUGAGUAAAUUUUAAAAAACAACAGCUGAAUGCAUUGAUACACAGUAUCUUGUGAGCACUUGCAUAUAUGGUAAAAUUAGAGAUGAGCUAAGCAUGGUUCUUGAACUGUACCCAACUGUUGAUUGAGAAGAUAUUACCUACUCAAGACUCCUGAUUAAUUCAUAACUUCUGAAAUGCAGCUUCCUUCCACCUUGGUCAGUCUGCACCAUCUAGGACUGUGUAGUUUGUGCUUUUUGAAGCUGUUGUCCUACACUUCAGCUCCAGCAGAAUGGCACUUGGCAGGGAUUGUGUUUUGCAGCCCAUGAUGAACCUUUGGCUGUUGUACCAAGCCUGCUGUCAGUACCCAAGCUGGUGAGUGUGAAGUUGUCUCAUUAAUAUCUCCAUUUACUCCAGUUGUGCAUUUGACUUGCUCCAGCAUCCAAAUAACAGUAUUUUGACAGUAUUUCCCAUGCAGCCAUCAUAAUUUAUUUUAGAUCUCCAGUUUCUACAUCUUUAAAAAAAGGGUAGUGUCUAUCUACCUCACAAGAGAGUUGUGAGGACUAAUUUAAUUUAAUUUAAAGCACUUUCCUGAUGCAGAAUGCUCCAGAUCAUUUAUUUUUAACACAAAAACAAUGGUACCUGUCAUUUAUUCUUGUCUGUUGGGUCUGUCUGAAGAAAGUGACAGUGUAUCUGAUUCUGAUGGCAAAUUGUUCUGUGCAUCGCUUUCCUACUGAGGAUAAUUUGUAAUACUGAGUUCUAUCAGCUUGCAUUGCUUCAGAUGAAGUUGAAAGAAUUCCCCAUCUCACAGUAUUAUCUGCACAUUAAAAGGCAGUUCAAGAAUCUUAAAAUAUACUCAUCUCUAGUUUAAGUAUGUAUUUCCAAGCUUACUAUCGCGGAAAGUUUUCAACUGCAGCAGACUCAUUUGUAAUAUGACCAUAAAAUACACAUGUGAGUUUUAUUUAAACUGUAUUUAAACUAAUGCUUUAAUUUUAGAAUGUGUCCUAUGAAUAUUUUAACAUCGAGAAUGUCAGAUUCAACACUGUAAUAGCCAAUACUGUGAACACUUGAAGGAAUUAUGUGUGGAACAUGUCACACAGGGUUUACUCACACUACUUAAACAUUAACCAACAGGAAACUUUGUAUGCUUUUGUAAAUCAAGAAAAGGGGAAAGUAAAAAACUAUUUUUACAUGUAAGUAUUUGUAUACUGACUAUUUCCUAUUGUAUAUUUGUAUAUAUAAAUCUAUAUUUUAUAUGUUCAUUGCAUAUAUAUUAUCUCCUCAACAGCUCCAACUCAUGAUGGGGAGGAAAUCUCUUCAUCAGUACUCCUCCUCUUGAUCACUGGUUUCUUGUUCCUGUUGGUAGGUGAUUCCAGGGUAUCAUCUCUGCUGCCCCUUCUAUUUUCUACCAUAAAUGCAGCUCUCUGCUUUUAUUAUUUUAUAUAGCUCAGCUUUCACUGCUUUCUUUGGUACUCUAGGUAUUCAUUCUGGUUGUCAGGCUGGGGCCGUGCUUUUGAUCUUGGAUAAACAUCUAUAUUCAAACACAGGCUUUGUCCCAGGUUUCUGGCAUGACUUUGUCUCACCUUCCUCUUUGGAAAAGAAGAACAAUAGUAUUUUCCUACUCCCUUUCUUGACUGACUUUCUUGAGAUGUUGAGAUGAGUAUUCCCAUUUUCAACUUAUUUGUAUAUCACUUUGAAGAAAAGGUGUUCUAAGUGUCUGCAACUUACAGGCAGUGCUGUGGCAUACAAGUAAUUGAAGGUGGCUGUUUCUUGUCCAUGGAGCUUAAAUCAGUUGCAUGCUGAUACAACAUGGGAUGAAAUCAAAAGGGGAAAAAGGGUCAUGGUUGGAAGAAGAGCUGUGGUAGAUAAACCAGAUUUAUCACCAUGCAUCUGUUCAGUUCACAUAGGUGACUGGAUGUAUGGAAAGGUAAUAAAAAAUUGUAAGGCAGGAUUUGAAAAAUUCAGGACAUACAGAAUUAGGGAGAAUGUUCCAUACAGUUUACAGGGCAGCCUGGGAAACCCUGUCAUUCCCUUGAGAGAAGAGGAACUGCAAGGAAGAACAUCAGCCAAUUGAACUUUUAUUUAGAAGCUUUCUGGGUUAAUAGAAAACUGCUAUGAAAGUGCUGCACAUGGAAAUUGUUUGGACUGGACAGACUUCCGUGGAAGUGUCCUCGUGAAGCAGAGUGUUUGUCCCCCUGGGUGUUUCUCCCCAGUGAGGAUAACGAUUCUGCCUGAGUUUGUUCACCUGGUUUUUAAGCUUGAGAAAGUUUUUAAGAUUAUUAAUACUUGCCAAUUCACCAUAAAGGUGUUGUAAAAUAUGUGCUUCAUUCUGAAGCUCUUUGAAGAGUGCUUGCAUGCUGCAUGAAACACGAUCACAAAGGAUAGCUAAGAAAAAUACAGCUCUAAGAACAUCUAAAUGUACACAAAAUUGAGAACACAAUUAGUUUGGGUGUCACAGAGCAAAUUAAAGGUGUUGCUCUCUGCCUGGAUUUGCACUUAGAGCAGAUCCACAUUAGAAAGAUUGCAGCAGGCUUCAUUCAUACUAGAAAAAAUGAACAUCAGUUCUCUUAUUUAAAUGAGCCUGUUUUUAGCAGAAGUUAAAUGCAUAUUUACAUGAUUUUUAUUCUAUAAGUAACUGUGACC
Onychostruthus taczanowskii (white-rumped snowfinch) is the source of this 4172-nucleotide messenger RNA. RefSeq names its product ST6 N-acetylgalactosaminide alpha-2,6-sialyltransferase 3 (gene ST6GALNAC3). The transcript is spliced from 5 exons. Gene Ontology annotation, molecular function: alpha-N-acetylgalactosaminide alpha-2,6-sialyltransferase activity. The record is from RefSeq and is a predicted model, not a curated record. Bases 181 to 1098 code for a protein of 305 amino acids. NCBI's taxonomy places the organism in Eukaryota, Metazoa, Chordata, Aves, Passeriformes, Passeridae. Gene Ontology annotation, biological process: ganglioside biosynthetic process; oligosaccharide metabolic process.